This is a messenger RNA of Eriocheir sinensis (Chinese mitten crab), 3425 nucleotides long. RefSeq lists its product as uncharacterized. Bases 80 to 1579 code for a protein of 499 amino acids. Lineage: Eukaryota; Metazoa; Arthropoda; Malacostraca; Decapoda; Varunidae. The record is from RefSeq and is a predicted model, not a curated record. The transcript is spliced from 2 exons.
GCUCGUUGCUAAAGGCGGUGUCACACUAGCACUUUUUCCGUCGAUUAAUGCGAUUUCCGUCGAUUUUUCAUCGUUCCGCAUGAACUUAUCGCAUGAAUUUGUCAGACGAUCAGGAUCGUUUCCGCCUGCAAAUUUCCGCCUUUGUUUACAUUUCCAAGACCAAGACCGAGACUUUCCGAGCCUAGAGACAGACUGGGUGAAGAGCGAGAGAGGAGUGAGGCAGGGUUGCAUUCUGUCACCAACAUUAUUUAGCCUGUAUACAGAGGAGCUGGCAGUUAGGAUGAGAAGAAUGAAUGCGGGAGUGAAAGUUGGAGAGGACAAGUUGUGUGUGUUGUUGUAUGCGGACGAUGUUGUGAUUUUGAGUGACUCUGCGGGAGACUUACAAAGAAUGUUAGAUGUGGUAGGGGGCUAUGGAAGAGAUUUUGGUGUUAGAUUUAGUAGUGAGAAGAGCAAGAUUAUGAUAGUCAAUAGGUCAGAGGAUGAGAGAGAAACAACUUGGAGACUGGAAGGGAAUGAGUUGGAACAGACCGAAGAAUACAAGUACCUAGGGGUGUGGAUGGAGGUAAAUGGAUGCGGCAGGGCCAAGAAUGUAAAGAUAAGUUUGACAAACCAGUGGGUAGGCCGUUUAGGGAGUGCAGCGAGGAUGAGAGCGAGCAAGUAUGAUGUCAUCCGUGAGGUUUGGAAGAGUGUGGCUGUCCCGAGCAUUAUGUAUGGAAUGGAUGUGAUGACAUGGAAUGAGAGUGAGAUACAAAAAUUGGAGGUGGGGCAGAAUAGGGUAGCAAGAAUGGCACUGAAUGCACCAAGGUUUGCAGCAGUAGAGGCUCUUAGGGGUGACAUGGGAUGGAGCACGUUUAGGGAAAGACUAAUAAAGGCAACCUUGAGAUAUAAAGUGAGACUGGAACAAAUGGAGGAUGCAAGAUUAGCAAGAAAAGUAUACUUGUGGAAUAUAAGAGAUGGCAAAUGGGCGAAUAAAUGUGGGCGAAUGAUAGACAGGAAUGUUAUGCUAAGUAGGUGGGUGUACCGACCCUUUGAGGAUAGGCAAAAUGUGUUUGAAUGGAGAGUAACAAACAGAAAUGGAGAGGGGUUUGAGUGGGAUGUAAGAAAGUGGAAGAAUGUGAUAGAUAUGGCAGUUAAAGAUGAGGGAUUGAGCAAGUGGAAGAAUGAGAUGGAAAGAAAGGAAACUCUCGACUGGUAUAGGGAGAAAGAGGCCCCAAAGUGUGAGGUGUGGUAUGAGGGAAGCCUGGGAGGUGAUCUUCUUUUCCGUGCUAGAGCGCAGUGUCUGGAUGUGAAUGCAAGGAACUAUAGAUGGUCUGAGUCCCGCAGCAAAGUGUGCCAGAUGUGUGACAGGGGUGUGGACGAGACUGUGCAGCAUGUAGUGCUGGAAUGCAAGAAGUAUGACAGGGAGAGAACGAAGAUGAUGCAUGUGUUUUUGAGCGAGAUGGGACGUGAUGUAAACGGGAGGACUGGAAGGGAGUGGAUGGUGCUGCUGCUGGGGCUCAGUGGAGAGACGAGUGGACGAGUGAUUGAGGCAGUGAAAGAGUUCUUGGAGGGCAUGUGGCGUGAAAGAUAUAGGGAAUGAUAUCUUGCCCCGAGAACAUAGACUUUCCGCAUGUUUUUUGUUUUCUUUUCACAGGAGCUGCCGAUACAAAGGCCUGGCUGGGGAGAAAUCCCGAGCCACCUGUGACAUCAAGAUCAAGAUCAAGUGGCUUCAACCUGUCUCAAACGCUCUCCUGCAGUGACAGCCUUCCUCAUCCUGGUGUCAUUUCUGGCAAUAAGAGGUGUCACUAACUCCAGAAGUCUGUGGUACUGGCUUUUGUCCAACCUGAUCCAAUUCUUCAGAGUCUCAUGAUCCUCUAAACUCAGCUCUUUUAACAGCCUGUGGUACACACUUUCUCUUUCCCGACGAGCCAACCAUGAGCGCAUCCAUGCACGCUUUUUGGCUUGUUUAGCUCGUCUAAGUCUCACAAUACACAGUAUUAGGUUCAGAGCAGCGUAUCUUUGCCGCAGCGUGGACUCCAUGUUUGUUUACAUUCCUUGGUCUGUGCCGACGGAAAGUUUCAGACGAAACACAGUUUGUGUGUGACAGGCUGCAGCCAAGAUAUCGACGAUUUUCAGAAAAACGACGGAAAAAGUUGACGGAAAAAGUGCUAGUGUGACACCGCCUUAAGGACGCCUCCGUGCAAAACGUAAACAUCCGACAUGAAUUAAGUAUAUAUUUCAAAAGAAAAAUAAAGAAAAGAUGUAUAAAUGUACAACAGAAACAUAAUAAAUGGCAAACACAAGAAAAUACUGAGUUUUGUGGCGGAUAGAAGCAGCCUCAAAGGCUGUUUUUACUCCGUCACUCGUCAAUGCCCGUAUCUCCCCGCCUGCGUCACGACUUGCUCUGCUGAAAUUACCGCACCAUAACCACGUCAUCUGCCCCAAUGAUCUACGGGCCGGAGAACCAGCGCAGAAAAGGAGUAAGUUUAAUUGGUCGCCAGAUGAAACGGUCUUCUUACAUCAAAUUCAAGAAAAAAUACGUAUAAUCAGAGGGUGUUAUGGGAAGAGUAUCACCCCUGAGGAUAAGAAGAGAGCGUGGACUGAAGUGGCAGAAGCUGUAACAAGUGCCUUCCCUGGGAGUGGACCCCGUACGCAGGAUGACUGUGAGAGGCGUUGGUACAACAUACAACAAAAAUCAAAGCCUUGCAUUGCCAAGUGCAAGAAUGAGCAGCAGCAGACUGGUAAUUUUUUUUAGUUGUUAUGUCUUUAAAUGUAAAACUUAUAUUAGUUAGUUUUUUAUGUGCUCACAGAAUGCAGCUAUACUGGCCACAAUGCCUUUAUUUCAGCUUAAAGUUAAUAAGUUCAUAGCAGUGAACUGCAUAUUUGAUAUAGAAAUUUUUUUAAUGUUCAUCUGUCAAUGACUAUCAAUCUAUCUAAAUACCUUGGUUGUCUUCCCCCAGUGAAGGGUUUUAGCCAAGACAGGCACACACUCACACACUCACACUCAUGUACACCACUCUCUCAGCUGCACAGCCCCUGAGGGAGUAAAAAAGGCCCUCACUGUAUGGGGGAUUAGCUGCACAGUUCAGACAGGGAACUUCCACACCAAGGCCUCACAGCAUACACUGGUUUACCCCUGCCCCAUCAUAACAAUGACAUUUCCCCCAGCACCUGAGUGCCCCACACGUGUGGCACCACAGAUACGCAGGCGCCUGCCUAUAUAACUAUGACAUUAACUGUGGUAGAUAAACUGGUGUAUGACAUCAUAGGCUGCUCGUCUCAUGUAUUUGAAGGGGUACCAGAGCCAUUCAGCAUUGACAUGAUGUGCUAGGGAUAGGACAGCAGCAACAGUCAAGCAGCAGUGAAAUAUUGACUGGCCUGUAUGUUUAUGGCAAAAACUUUUAUAUUCUUAUUAAAACAAUUUAUUAAUUACCCUUAAAUUCAUA